Molecule: messenger RNA, 1664 nt
Organism: Oncorhynchus masou masou (cherry salmon)
Lineage: Eukaryota; Metazoa; Chordata; Actinopteri; Salmoniformes; Salmonidae
Exons: 2
Coding region: 62-886 (274 amino acids)
Source: RefSeq, a predicted model, not a curated record
CCCUGACACGAGUGAUAAUCGCUCUGAUUGUCGCUCCACUCUGCGCUCCAAGCCCAGCAUCAUGCGGAUGUUACUGGAUAGCGGUUGGGUGAAGUUUGGGCCAGCGGGCAGAGAUAGCCUUGACUGGGUCCCUGGGUCUGGGCCGUCGCCGCUCCCCUCUCUUGACAAACAUGCUCAGGGUGACCACUGGAAUGAGUUGACCCCCAGUGAGGACAUCAUGAGCAAAGAGUUCAUCCUUUAUGUUGUCGUAGCAACAACCUCUCUCCUUUUCAUCAGCCUCGUUGGCUUCCUGGUCUACAGGAGAUGCUCUACCAGCAAAUUGGCUCUGACCAACGUCAUCACCCUGGACCUGGAGGAGCUCCAAGAUCUGCAGGACCUCCAGGACCCAGAGAGCAGCACUGACUUCCUGUCCUCACUGGCCUUGCACAGAGACCAUAUCCCCAGCUGCAGCUCUGAGACAGACAUGUCUGACGGAGUCUUCCUCAUGGUCUACCUGCCAACACCCUAUGAGGAGACCCUUACUAAGUUAGCCCGGGCUGCUAGCAUCCGAAGCUCCAGAGGUGUGGAUCGAUCUGCUAGUGUCCGAAGCUCCAGAGGUGUGGAUCGAUCUGCUAGUGUCCGAAGCUCCAGAGGUGUGGAUCAAUCUGAAGGCACUAGAACCUCCAGAGGUUUGAAUCGAGCUGCCACUGUUAGAAACUCAAGAGAUGUGGAUCCCCCUAAGAUAGACCGAUCUGCCUCUGUCAGAAGCUCCAGAGGUGCGGAUCGAGCUGCCAGCAUCAAUAGCGCCAAUCCACCUGCUGGUCAAGGGAGAACAGAUGAAACCCGGACAGAUGCAGACUCAGUGAAGAAACAGUCCACGGACGAAGGGCAGGAUUCAAUCGAAUAGCUCCUUUCUGGCAAUGCACCAUUUUAAGCAAAUGUUAACGCAAUCAACGCAAAUCUUCUGCGGUCUGGAUUGAAUCCUGGCCAAUAUCAAAAUAACAUCUCUGGAUCGUCAUUCCUUAAUUUCUUGCUGCCAGGAGCUGAAACCAUAGAGCAGCUUCUCUUUGUGUUUGUAAAAUGUACCUUUGUAGCCUGCUGGAACAGUCUGUGCUCUUGCUAACUCCUCUCUGUAUUCCUUCAUUGUCAUACUAAACAUGUAUAGCAUGACCGAAGAGUUGGCAACAGCACAUACAGUAUGAGACUCGGGUUUCUCCUAGGCUGUGUCGUACAGCAUAUUGUGCAGUUUUUCACGAUAGUGUUAAGCAAUGCAUGGAGGGCAAUGGUCAGAAUUAUUCAGAAUAAGCCGAUCAAGAUGGUACUGUUACUGUGCAUUUCAUACUGUUUAACACCUGUCUGAGGAGCUUUUGAUAGUUGCAGAAAUGUCUAUAAAGCUAUUUCUUCUGUCAUCUGGUCAUGUUUAAAAAAGGAAAGAACAUAUCUUGCUAUUUUUAUUUAUAGUUAUAUUAUUCAUAGCAUUAAGACUUAUUUCUAAUGUAAUUACACCCUUCCUGGACUGCACAGCUAUAAAAGAAAAUAUAAUAAUCAUGAUCAAGGAAGAUGAAAUACCAAAUGUAAAUGAGUGGUCUAUUUUAGAUAUUAAGAAAUAUUUUUCAUUAACUGAAGUGAUAUUUGAUAGUCCAAAUAUGUAUCAAUUCAUUGUAAACACAUUAAAGUCUUUUGAC